GAGUCCAACACAUCCCCAGGCAACACCCGUGCAUGGCUGCAGCCAGAUAACACAGAAGAAGAAGAGGCACAAGACUUGUUUCGUAUUAUCGCAUAUUCCGCGGACUAAAGGAACACUAGGCAUUAUUUUAAGCUUUGUUUUUUUUCUACUUCUUGUCCAUGGAAAGCAUUACCAAAGCUUGAAAAUGGUUGAUUAACCCUCUGACUCCCACCUCUGCUCUGAACCCAACUCACCAGGACCUCGGAUCUCAUUUGUACAUCUUGCACAUAGUCUGUCUAGCCAACAACAGUUGAACCGCAGACCUCAGUGCAAUACGCUGUGAUGCUGUCAAAGAAGGAGAAAGAGCUGAUAGCAAACAUAUGGGAGAGACUGAGUCCUGUCGCCGAAGACAUCGGAGCAGAAGCCCUGCUCAGGAUGUUCACAACCUUCCCGGGAACCAAGACGUAUUUCUCCCAUCUGGACAUCAGCCCACGGUCCCCCCACCUGCUGUCCCAUGGUAAGAAGAUCGUCAUGGCCAUAGCCGAGGGAGCCAAGGACAUCAGCCAGCUGACCGUCACUCUCGCCCCACUGCAGACCCUGCACGCCUACCAGCUCCGCAUAGACCCCACUAACUUCAAGCUUCUUUCCCACUGCAUGCUGGUCACCCUGGCCUCUUUCAUGGGCGAAAACUUCACUGCAGUGGCUCACGCAGCCAUGGAUAAAUACCUGUCCGCCUUCGCAGCAGUACUGGCUGAGAAGUACAGAUGAGAGACAUCCUGCAAAACCAGCCAGAGGACACCUGAUACAAUGACGCUUUCUAAUCCAGUGCAUUUGUGUAAUCGUUGUUGUGACGUGACAUUUUGUAAUA
Molecule: messenger RNA, 847 nt
Organism: Lampris incognitus (smalleye Pacific opah)
Lineage: Eukaryota; Metazoa; Chordata; Actinopteri; Lampriformes; Lampridae
Gene: hbae4
Product: Hemoglobin subunit alpha-D-like
Exons: 3
Coding region: 322-747 (141 amino acids)
Biological process (GO): hydrogen peroxide catabolic process; oxygen transport
Cellular component (GO): blood microparticle; hemoglobin complex; haptoglobin-hemoglobin complex
Molecular function (GO): oxygen binding; haptoglobin binding; organic acid binding
Source: RefSeq, a predicted model, not a curated record